CUUCCUCUGUUAUCCUCUAAUACCCAGAGGUCCUUACCCAUUGUCUUCUUCCUUUCUCCGGUUAUUAUCAAUGUCUGAGUUUCCGGCCAGAUCGGAAUAAAAAAGGUGAGCCCUUUCUCCGAUAACUUGACCUCUCUCGGAAUGUUCGCCCCAUCGCCUUUAACUCUCAACCUUGCCCAUUUUAGGUGUUUUUUUAGAAGACGUUUCUUCCUCCAUUUCUAACCAUCCACCACAUUGGUCAUCAAUGGUUUUGAAAGCAUUCUCAGUCCAUAGAUGCAAAGGGAGGCCCACAACUCUUAUCCAGGUAGAGUUUGGCACUGAGUGCAGCAUCCCACUAUUGGUGUCCACCAUUGAAGAUGGAGUUUCAGCUGUUUCCACAUCCAGACUCCAUGAAGAACAUGUUCUGCCAUGUGUUUGUUAGGGAAUUCAAAGAGGAAGGAGCUUCCACCCAUUACGUAAAUGUUGACCCCAAAUGCCUUCUUCCAUGAAUUAACGGCCCACCUUCUGAUGUCUGAAAGAGUGGGUGUUUCUUCUCCUCUGCACCAAAGCUUCCAACCAAGCACCUGCCCAGUACACCUUGUUGUAGCUCCGUGUCAACCACUGAGGAUUCAAGAUCUGCUAGUUGUAACAAUGUCGUCUUCAUAUCUACCUGCAACCACAUAUUCACUAGCUCAGGUUUCUGAGGCUACAACCCCAUCUGAGGCUAUCUCCAUUCUCUACCGCAUCCUUGAGAACCCUUCAUCAUCUUCCGAGGCCCUAAGGAUCAAAGAGCAGGCAAUCUUCAAUCUCUCUGACCUCUUAAGUCAAGAGAAGUGGGCUGAGGAUCUCCAAAAGCUUCUCGUCCAGUUGCGGCCCUUCUUCUCUUUAAUACCCAAGGCAAAAACAGCCAAAAUUAUUAAUAAAGAAAUUGUCGAUGCAGUGGCUAAAAUACCGGGUACAUCUGACCUUCAGAUUACAAUUUGCAAAGAUUACACUUUUCUUUCCUGGUAUUUAUACCCCUGCAAUUUCAUUGUCUUUGCACCUUGCAGAAUGAAGGUUAGCUAGUUUGAUGGAGAUAAUGAAAGUUUAGAGAGAAAAUUUGGGAUUAAAGCGGAACAAAAUUUUGUGAGCCAAGAUACCAAACAAGCAGUGGACACGAAUGUAAAAUCAGCAUGAACCUUUAAAGCUACUAUACCAACACAUUCAGAAGCAAUAUAACAACAUCAUCCUCUGCAUUCUUGUACACUGCCAAUGUUAAAAUGCACCAACCAUCUAUAUUCUACAAAUAAAAGGACACAAGUAUGCAGUAGGCCAAUUGAUACAUUUUGAAAGGAAAAAUUGAAGCUAGGUCUCCAUCCUGACUUGAACAAAAUCAAAGUAAAAUUAAACAUGGAAACCAAUCAACUAUUGCAUCAGCUUCAGAAAGCUUCACAGCUUCUAGAGAGUAAAUGGCCAAUGCCCACCAACAUUGAUGAAAACUUGAAGAUUCAUAAGACCGCUGAAUAGGCGGUCAACGUAUUUAAGCAUUCAUAAAAUUCUUGAAAUUAAACCACGUUAACUAGACCUUACACCCCAAUUGUUGAAAAGCACAAUCUGGUGAUAAAAUUUUUAUCUUUUAUGGCCCUAUCCUAUUUCUGUAAAAAAAACAGCAAUAGCAAGUCCUCAAUCCUAAACUAGUUAGAACUGGCCUUGUGAUUCCUAAACAUCCAUUCCAUUUUGAUCAGUUUCAUUCAAAAAGAGGAUAAACCUUCUCCGCAUGUUCUGUGACUUCAUUUUUUCAUGUUUUGAGUGGAAACAUACUGUUCAACAGUUCAAUUAAUAUUUUGUAUCAUGUUUCUUGCGUUACGCUAGAUGGAGAUCUUUUGCAAUUAAAUGUGCAGGCAAAUAGAGGAAUAUACACGUCUAAUCGCAUUAAUUAAAGCCCAGAUCAAGAUGGUUUGUGAAGGGAUACGUGAGUUGCUCCAGCUUCCAGAAAAGCGAGCUUACUAAGAUGUAUACGUCUUAAAUUGAGAGAUGGAAUUGUUCAAAUUUACUGUCCAAGGAAUGACGACAUAUUUUGUUGAGAUACAGUAACAUGGGCAUUUAUAAUUUGUAGUAUGUCUUUUUUUCCUUAUAGUAUAGGACAAGAAAGCUUUUAGU
Molecule: messenger RNA, 2118 nt
Organism: Solanum dulcamara
Lineage: Eukaryota; Viridiplantae; Streptophyta; Magnoliopsida; Solanales; Solanaceae
Product: 26S proteasome non-ATPase regulatory subunit 11 homolog
Exons: 3
Coding region: 460-1044 (194 amino acids)
Source: RefSeq, a predicted model, not a curated record